Salarias fasciatus (jewelled blenny) is the source of this 1104-nucleotide messenger RNA. RefSeq names its product neuropeptide CCHamide-1 receptor. The record is from RefSeq and is a predicted model, not a curated record. The transcript is spliced from 2 exons. Gene Ontology annotation, biological process: G protein-coupled receptor signaling pathway. NCBI's taxonomy places the organism in Eukaryota, Metazoa, Chordata, Actinopteri, Blenniiformes, Blenniidae. Gene Ontology annotation, molecular function: G protein-coupled receptor activity. Gene Ontology annotation, cellular component: plasma membrane. The coding region runs from base 1 to 1104 and encodes 367 amino acids.
AUGCCCGCCAUCGUCAACCUCCUCUUCAACGUCGUCUCCACCAACACCACCAUCCCCUUCACCCUGGUGCUGCCGAUGGUCAGCUUGCUGUCCCUCGUCGUCGGGGUCGGAGGUCACGCCCUGCUGUGGCUGGUGCUGGUGAAGAACCCCCGCAGCCGCGCCAAGCCCAGCUCCGUCCUGCUCCUCAACCUGAGCCUGGCGGACCUGGGCGCCCUGCUCACGCUGCCCUGCGUGCUUCUGAGCGCCGGUUUCCAAGACUGGCAGCUGGGAGGCGGGACCUGCGUCCUCCUGGGAUUCGUGACCUCGGUCAUCGUGGGUGUCGAGAUCUUCAGCCUCUCGGCGUUGUCGGUGCUCAGGUUUCGUAUCGUUGCGCCGACGACAAGACCGGCCGCCACUCUGCUGCAAGUGGUGUGUGCUGUGGGGGUCAUCUGGCUGGUCGCGGUGAUGAUGGCGCUACCGAAAGUCACCUACGUCGACUUCGACGGCGGCUGCACGUGGGCGGUCGGCCGAGACGAGUGGCUGUAUUUCCUCGUCCCGGCCUUCCUGGUUUAUUACGUGGCGCCCCUCCUGUGCAUCGCCGUCAACUGUGGGCUGAUCAUCUCUCACCUCCAGCGCUGCAGAGGCACGCUAGCCGCUGACAGGCGCAACAAGAAAGCCACGGCGCUGCUCAUCGCCUCCACCGUGGUUUUUGCAGUGAGCUGGCUGCCCUACUACGCGCUGGAGUUUGUUAACGUCAUGUCGCCUCAUGUUAGCUCAGCGGCUUCCCCCGUUAGCAAACCCAGCUUAUCGCCGUCGUCGCUCCUCUCCAUUUUGACUCUUCCAACGCAGACCCGGGUGUCCCUGUUCUGGGAAGUGGCGUCUCUUGCGGCCAUUCUGUUGGUUUGCCUGGCGCCCUGUUGGAACCCGCCACUCUACUUCCUGCUGUCGCGUCCCGCUGUGCGCCAGCUCCGAGCUCUCCUGCCCUCUUUCUUUCAGGGUCGACUCGGGAAACAGCCUCUGCAGCGCUGGCGUAUCGCUCCCGCUCCUCCCCGGAGCCCGCCGACCCUUCAGCCUCCUGCUCUCUCACUUACUCACCCAUCUGUGGCAGACAGACUGACUCAAUAA